Messenger RNA from Miscanthus lutarioriparius, 459 nucleotides. The record is from the annotation of a GenBank genome assembly. NCBI's taxonomy places the organism in Eukaryota, Viridiplantae, Streptophyta, Magnoliopsida, Poales, Poaceae.
AUGGACGCACAACUAGAGACCUCCGGCAAGCUCACCUUUCUUGGUGCCAUGAGCCAACAAGAUGCUUCUUCCUUCAAGAGAGAAGGAUUCCGCUCCGGUUCAUCGUUCACCGACCUCUCGAGCAACGCGUCGUCGAUCAAUUACCGGAAGGCGCCGCAGGACAAGAUCGGCGGAGACGGCUUCUGGUGCGGUGUCCUGUGCAUGCACCUGCCGGGCUUGUCCAGGAGGCGGCCGAUGCAGAUGCAGCAGCAGCAGUCCAUGAGCCUGAGCGAGGCGGAUGACACCCGGGCGAGCAUGGCCGGGCCAGCCGGGGACCGUUCCAGCACGGUGUCAAAGGCGGCCUCCAUGGAGCGGUUCAAGUACAGCUCGUCGUCCUCGGGCACCGUGUUCGAGCGCCCGGACGCGGGCGAGGAGGAAGAGGAGGUGUCGGCGUACUUCGACCUGCCGCUGAGCUGCUGA